AUGGAAGGAAGAGAUUACACGCCUGUAGGAAGAUCCAGAAGCAUUUAUCGCAGGAUCAUUAAAGCCUUUCUUGCCUUCGGUGCUGGUUUUCAGGCGCAGGAUUAUGACGCCAAUCGAUUAACCGGGAACUUGUUCGACGAUGAACCAGGUGCAAUAGCAAGGCAAAAACUGAUAGAUCGACCGGUUUUGCUUGGAUAUAAGCUUCCUUCUGUGUUCCACGACAUCGCGCUUCUUCCUCUCGAGUCCAGGGUGUCCUUCAACGCCUGGAUCCACCCACUCACCACGAGAACUCCGAGAGCUAUAGCGACAGAAUGGAGUCAUGGUAAUUGGGACGAAGAUGAAGGCUCGAAUGACGUUCUAAAACUUAUACUUCCUUUCUUCGACGAGGCAACUUGCAAGGCAAGCUACUCAUCCUGGACUUUUAACACCAAGCUUCCUAAUGGAGUAGUUGGAGAGUUGACGAUAUGUGGUGGAAAAGGUGGCAGCGAUGCAUGCCAGAGUAACAGCGGAGGCUCUCUUAUAAUAUACAGUAAAAAGAAGUACUGCAUGAACGAGGUAGUCGGCUUUAUAAGUUUAGCAAGAUCUUACGGACUAUCAAAACCCGGGACUUACACACGCGUUUAUCACUACGUUCCGUGGAUAGAGACCAUCGUGUGGGGCUGA
Molecule: messenger RNA, 663 nt
Organism: Diprion similis
Lineage: Eukaryota; Metazoa; Arthropoda; Insecta; Hymenoptera; Diprionidae
Product: serine protease snake-like
Exons: 6
Coding region: 1-663 (220 amino acids)
Biological process (GO): proteolysis
Molecular function (GO): serine-type endopeptidase activity
Source: RefSeq, a predicted model, not a curated record